Messenger RNA from Darwinula stevensoni, 1423 nucleotides. The record is from the annotation of a GenBank genome assembly. NCBI's taxonomy places the organism in Eukaryota, Metazoa, Arthropoda, Ostracoda, Podocopida, Darwinulidae.
AACCAUGGUUCUUUAACCUGCAGGUGACAUUUUCUGUGUGAAUUUGAACUUCAUUGUAAACACAGGAAAACAUGACAAGCCUUGAGGACAAAACUCUGUGGGAGGACAUGGAUACCUCUGUGGCUGAUGAAAUCCUGCGUCUGGGAACAGAUGAGAUCAUUGGCAGGACACGUCUGCUGGACAGCGAAAUCAAGAUCAUGAAGAGUGAUGUCAUGCGAAUCUCUCAUGAGCUUCAGGCAAUGAAAGAGAAGAUAAAGGAGAAUACAGAAAAGAUAAAAGUCAACAAGACACUUCCAUAUCUUGUGUCUAAUGUGAUUGAGCUUCUGGAUGUUGAUCCCCAAGACCUUGGGGAGGAAGAGGGAGCUAAUAUUGAUCUGGACGCCCAACGAAAAGGGAAAUGUGCCGUCAUCAAGACUUCCACUCGCCAGACAUACUUUUUGCCUGCAAUUGGGCUUGUUGAUGCAGAGAAGUUGAAGCCAGGAGAUCUUGUUGGAGUCAACAAAGACUCAUAUUUGAUCUUAGAGACAUUGCCAGCAGAAUAUGAUUCCCGUGUGAAGGCAAUGGAAGUGGAUGACAGACCCAAGGAACAAUACUCUGACAUUGGAGGCCUUGACAAGCAAAUUGAGGAGUUGAUUGAAGCUGUGGUGCUCCCAAUGACCCAUAAGGAGAAGUUUGAGAACCUGGGGAUCCAGCCACCUAAAGGUGUUCUGCUGUAUGGCCCUCCAGGAACAGGGAAGACCCUUCUUGCCCGAGCAUGCGCUGCACAGACCAAGUCUACCUUCCUCAAGUUGGCUGGCCCCCAGUUGGUGCAGAUGUUCAUCGGGGAUGGGGCCAAGUUGGUUCGCGAUGCUUUUGCUCUAGCUAAAGAGAAGGCCCCAGCCAUCAUCUUCAUUGAUGAACUCGAUGCCAUCGGUACAAAGCGGUUUGACAGUGAAAAAGCAGGUGACAGAGAGGUUCAGCGAACCAUGUUGGAACUACUGAAUCAGUUGGACGGCUUCACAUCCCAUCAAGACAUCAAAGUAAUAGCAGCUACAAAUCGUGUGGAUAUCCUGGAUCCUGCUCUUCUGCGUUCGGGUAGGUUGGAUCGGAAGAUCGAGUUCCCUUGCCCGAAUGAAGAGGCCAGGGCUCGCAUCAUGCAGAUUCAUUCCCGGAAGAUGAACAUCAGCCCUGAGGUGAACUUCGAGGAGUUGGCUCGCUGCACUGAUGACUUCAACGGGGCCCAAUGCAAGGCUGUCUGCGUAGAAGCUGGUAUGAUUGCCUUACGCCGAGGAGCGGCUCAAGUGAUGCAUGAGGAUUUUAUGGAUGGCAUUCUUGAAGUCCAAGCCAAAAAGAAGGCCAACCUUAAUUACUAUGCUUGAAGGAAUGCAAAAGAUAUCUAUGGAAAGAGAACUUCUCUUGUAAUAAAAUUCACCCAACUUUCAUA